GCACAGAACGACGCGCGUAUCAGUGCCGGCGGCGCGUCGGCAAAUAACCUCAUUCUGCAUACUGACUGUUAUUUAGAAGGUCUUCUCUUCAUUUCUACCGUCGGUUUGAACUGGUGAUACCGACACAAGUGCGAUCAGCAGCUUCAAGUACCACCAUGGCUGCGCUGUCGGGAGGAGAGAUGUGCAUCAAAUACCUGAUGUUUGCCUUCAACCUAGUGUUCUGGCUUGCAGGCACUGCUGUUUUUGCAAUAGGCCUUUGGCUAAGAUUAGACCCAAAGACCAAAGGCCUGUUUGAAGGAUCAGACUCUCCAUAUGUGUUUUACACAGGUGUAUAUAUCCUGAUAGGAGCUGGAGCACUGAUGAUGGUGGUGGGUUUUCUGGGAUGUUGUGGGGCAAUCCAGGAGUCCCCCUGUAUGCUUGGACUGUUCUUCUUCUUCCUGCUUAUCAUAUUUGCCAUUGAGGUUGCAGCUGGAAUCUGGGGAUUUUCCAACCAAAGCAAGGUGGUGAAUGACAUCACAACGUUUUACAUCCAGACCUACAACAACUUCCAGACAACAGGAGAUGAGCGCCUCAGAGAGACACUGCGGGUGAUUCAAACCGGGUUGAACUGCUGCGGUCCAACCGGUACUGUAAUAGAUGCUGCCAAAGACACCUGUCCCCGGGGAGAGCCACUUGAGGUGCUCAUUACUAAGAGUUGUCUUGACGCUAUUGAUGAGGUGUUCGACUCCAAACUACACAUCAUAGGAGGAGUGGGCAUCACCAUCGGGGUUGUUAUGGUGUUCGGGAUGAUCUUUAGCAUGCUCCUGUGCUGUGCCAUCAGGAAGUCCCGGGAGGUGGUGUGACACCCACCAUCACGCCCCGAAGUCCUUGUUAAUGUUGCAUGAUGUCAUUCCUAGAGUCACAGACUCUCCACUGCCAAUAGAAACACUGCUUGUUCAAGGGGGAUAACCUAAGCUAGGCUGGGUGCAGAUAUUUCUGAUUAUUACAUCAUUCGUCAGUUCUAACUGUAUUGUUGACACUUAGGCCCACCUUUCUGGACUAGAUAGAUGCGAUGUGGUUAUUAGGCCCAAACAUAGAAUGGGUGUCAACUGUGCUUCAAUGGCAAUGUAGUACAGAAAUGUGUAAUUUGUGGUCAUUUGAUUGAAAUUAGUGUUUGUGAACUGCUAAUUAUCUAAACAAAAGAUCAUAUUAUUGUAUACUGAUCACAUUUCUAUUGAUACCACUCGGGGUCACCUACUGGCAAGAAGAAUCGUGGUCCAGGGCCACAAAAAAAAAUGCAACCACCACCACUUCAGCACAAUACAGCAGCAGCCAAUGAAAAUCUACAGUUCCUCUUUCUUACAACACUGAAGUCAAACCAUGGUGACUAGUAGCCAACUGAAUGCCGAGCUGUGAACUGCAGUGAUGUGGUUUUUACCAGCUCGGUAUAAGAGUAGCAUCUCGGUUUCUUCAUUGUAAUAGCAUUUCAUUUAUUCCUUUCCUUUCUUUCCCCAUGUUUAAAAGCCUUUCAUUUUUUGUCACUUUUUGUAAAUGCUUUUUUUUUUAAUUUGUAAAACAUUUCUAAUCUUAGACGUAGGUAUGUGUGGUUUGAUUAUAUAUUUUAUAAUGUGCUUUUCAUUUGACAGAGAUUGGAUUGAUUUAUACCAUAUACACUAUAUUUCACAGAGACAAAAAUUAAUGACAGCCAAAUAAACCAAAAUAUACUAA
This is a messenger RNA of Lates calcarifer (barramundi perch), 1707 nucleotides long. RefSeq names its product CD9 molecule a (gene cd9a). Gene Ontology annotation, cellular component: membrane. The transcript is spliced from 8 exons. The record is from RefSeq and is a predicted model, not a curated record. Lineage: Eukaryota; Metazoa; Chordata; Actinopteri; Centropomidae. Bases 156 to 842 code for a protein of 228 amino acids.